Molecule: messenger RNA, 3042 nt
Organism: Xyrauchen texanus (razorback sucker)
Lineage: Eukaryota; Metazoa; Chordata; Actinopteri; Cypriniformes; Catostomidae
Product: eukaryotic initiation factor 4A-II
Exons: 11
Coding region: 68-1303 (411 amino acids)
Biological process (GO): cytoplasmic translational initiation
Cellular component (GO): cytoplasmic stress granule
Molecular function (GO): translation initiation factor activity; ATP binding; RNA helicase activity
Source: RefSeq, a predicted model, not a curated record
UAGAUAAAAGCGCCAGAGAUUCACGUGCUCUUCCUUUUCAAGUGAACGCUGAAGUCGCGAAAGUACCAUGUCUAGCGGUUCUGCUGACUACAACAGCUCACGAGAUCGAGACCAUGGAGGGCCUGAAGGAAUGGAGCCUGAUGGUAUCAUCGAGAGCAACUGGAAUGAGAUUACAGACAAUUUUGAUGAUAUGAACUUGAAGGAAACUCUCCUUCGUGGAAUUUAUGCCUAUGGUUUUGAGAAACCCUCUGCAAUCCAGCAGAGAGCUAUAAUUCCUUGCAUAAAAGGUUAUGAUGUUAUCGCUCAGGCCCAGUCGGGAACUGGAAAAACGGCCACAUUUGCCAUUUCCAUCCUGCAGCAUCUGGAGAUUGAUCAGAAAGAAACUCAGGCUCUGGUCUUGGCACCAACCCGAGAGCUUGCUCAGCAGAUUCAGAAGGUUAUUCUGGCCUUGGGUGACUACAUGGGUGCUUCUUGCCAUGCUUGCAUUGGAGGAACCAAUGUGCGGAACGAAAUGCAAAAACUGCAGGCCGAAGCUCCGCACAUUGUCGUCGGCACACCUGGUCGUGUGUUUGACAUGCUAAACAGGAGGUACCUGUCUCCCAAAUGGAUCAAGAUGUUUGUCCUUGAUGAAGCUGAUGAAAUGCUGAGCCGUGGAUUCAAGGAUCAAAUUUAUGAGAUUUUCCAAAAAUUAAGCACAAACAUUCAAGUUGUGCUGCUUUCGGCCACCAUGCCUGCCGACGUGUUGGAGGUGACCACCAAAUUUAUGCGUGAACCCAUUCGCAUCCUGGUGAAAAAGGAGGAGCUGACUUUGGAGGGUAUCAAGCAGUUUUACAUAAAUGUGGAACGAGAGGAGUGGAAAUUGGACACACUUUGUGACCUCUACGAGACCCUUACAAUAACCCAGGCUGUUAUCUUCUUGAACACAAGGAGAAAGGUCGACUGGCUGACUGAGAAGAUGCAUGCAAGAGAUUUUACUGUGUCUGCUCUGCAUGGAGACAUGGACCAGAAGGAGCGAGACGUGAUCAUGAGAGAGUUUAGGUCUGGUUCCAGCAGAGUUCUCAUAACCACAGAUUUGUUGGCACGUGGAAUUGAUGUGCAACAAGUUUCACUUGUCAUCAAUUAUGACUUGCCUACAAAUCGAGAGAACUAUAUCCAUAGGAUUGGCCGUGGGGGUCGGUUUGGCAGAAAAGGUGUUGCCAUCAAUUUUGUGACUGAAGAAGACAAAAGGAUUCUUCGAGACAUUGAGACGUUUUACAACACAACUGUUGAGGAGAUGCCCAUGAAUGUUGCCGACCUGAUUUAAACUUCUGAGAUUUUUACACGGGGAUAGCCGUUGUAUGAUCCAUACCAUUUGUGCUUAUUUUAUUGGAAGGGAGGAAAAAACUACUCCCCUAAAUGCUGACCUCGGAUCUGACUUGGGAAAUCAAUACGUGACUGUGUGGACUGUUGUAGACUCCAACCGUAUCACUAUUUUGCUGGUGGUGGCUACAAAACAUGGGUUCUUUACAUAUAUUCUUUAUCAGGUAUUUCACUAGUUUGUACAAAAUGUGUGUCUUCGAUGUUCUUCAUCGUUUAGUAAUUUACUUGUGGACUAAACGAUACAAGUGCUGCAUCAAGUCUGCCAAUUAUGUUAUGCUAACGUAUGUGUGUAGUUUAACUUGGUUCACUUCACCCAUUUUUCCGUAAGAUAAAGGCACUUUUUUGUUUGUGGAAUGUGCUAAUUUAAUUGUAAAUUGUUAUUUAAAGUAAUUUCAAGUGAAAUCUUCAAAGUUGGCUCUUAACUUAAACGUUCCAGCUUUGGGCCCAUUUGACAGAGGAUUGUGUCUUGUGUCUUUGAUACAGAGUUGAUCUUUUGGUAGAGCAGGCCACUAGCAACACCCAAGGUCAUGAAAAUGUAUAUUUUAAAUGUGUUUCCUUUGUAUAGAAGUGUCUGCUAAAUGUUUAAAUUUACAUAUUAAAUAGUUGAAUAUGGUCCAUAUAAAUUAAAAGAGAGAUUUAUUUAUAUUAUAAUUGUAGAUUCAGUACAAUAAUGUGUGUGUGUGUGUGUGUGUGGAAUAAUCAGCACCCAUUUCCCAAAUGACCAUAUAGGAAUUGACACCUUUUAGUGUUCCUGGUCAAAUACAUUUUUCAAUUUGCACAGAUUUGGUAUUUCUCUUUUCCCUCUGUUUUUGAGUGAAAAAGCAUUGUGAUAAUUUUGGCAGUAUUAAAUUAAAUAUGAAAAUGUACUGGGCUGAACAUUCUCACCCUGAAAUGCAUCGAACGUUCAUCCAUCGAACAUUGCCCCCACAGUAAUCCCUCUCCAAUAGAAUUGUGGUAUUCCUGACAAAGAUGACCAACAAUUGAAAAUGAUUGGGGAAGAUCACACACAACAGGACUUGUUUUUUUUUUUCUUAAAAGGGGCACCAAGUAACACUUGUGUUUCCUGUUAAAUCUGACCUUUGUGAUAGAAAACUGGCUUCAGCUCAUUGACAUUGUCAUACAAAGAACAUAUCAUGGAACAAAAAUACCAACACUUAAUAUUUCUGUUAUAUUUUCUAAUCUGUUUCUGUAUGCAAACAUGUGAACCUGAACCAUGAACAAUCAGGAUUUCCCCCCAUUCAUUUUCAAUGGCUGUUCAAAUGUUUUCAAAAUAAAAGCAUUUAAAAACUUCCUGGUUAAACAUUAAAGCUCGCUAGUGUGAUAUAUCAUAAAGAAUAUUUUCAUUAUUUAUUAUUGCCAAAAUUAUCCACACAUGCUUUUUUUUUUUUUUACAACAAACCGCAUGAGUUCAGGUCAAAGAAGCCUACUAUAAGCUCCAAAAAUAAAUACCAAAACUACUAAUUGAAAGAAAACAAGUUGGCAAAAAAAAAAUGUAUCCAGUAUUUUGUGAUGUAGCAUAAUGAGAGAUUUAUAAGCUUUUUUUUUUUUUUUUGACCGGUCAUGACUGGGAACAUCAAAUUAGGUAAAAAAUUUAAACAGCACAAGGGUUAAUCAAAUGUUAUGUUGACACUCAAUUUGCCUGUUGCCUCAAUUCAUUCAAAUUAAACUCCCAAGUUUUUUAUA